Molecule: messenger RNA, 1631 nt
Organism: Sceloporus undulatus (fence lizard)
Lineage: Eukaryota; Metazoa; Chordata; Lepidosauria; Squamata; Phrynosomatidae
Gene: CIMAP2
Product: lymphocyte expansion molecule
Exons: 9
Coding region: 17-1048 (343 amino acids)
Source: RefSeq, a predicted model, not a curated record
GGGUAGGUGAUGGAGGAUGGAACCCAAGGGCUUCACAGGAGCCCCAUUUGGGAGUCAAACAGCCAGAUUUGAUGUGUCAGCAAUUUAUCCAAAUGUCAAGAGGCCGAGUACUUUCCUGCAAGCUCCAUACUCCAAGACAGUUUGUUCAGACUUGAACCGAAAAUUAGGACCAGGUACCUACAGCACUGACUAUGGAGGCUUCAGUUCUGCUACUUCGUUUCAGAAGCAGUUUUCUAGCUCUAGCUGGGCAAAAGCACAGGAGGCAGCAAGACUCACCCAAAUGCCCCACUUUCAUUUUAAGGAAAUAUGCUUCAGAGAAAAACUUCUGAAAGAAAAACUGGGCCCAGGAACUUACAACUACAAAGAUUUUCUGGAACUUCAAGAGAAGCGUCCUCACAGUAUUAGAGGGAUAUGUAAUACUGGAGAAGGGAGCGGCUUGGGACCUGGCACCUACAAUCUCAAAAACGGAAUAGAUGAAAUGCUGAAACGGGUGGUCAGCAAGAAAGGCCCCUAUGAAACCUUCACAGGAGACAGGUCAAAGCCUAUAAAGUGUGGACAUUACGCAACUGAUAAAAAACCCACUGAGCUGAGUAAGAGCAAGGUCAAGAGCUUUCUGGAAGAAUUGGAGACUAAAGAAAAAAGGAAACAUGGAGUUUUCAGCACGCUUGCUCAGUAUCCUAAGUACCCAACGGAACGGAUCUUCUGGGCUACGGUGGGCCUAGGUCCACAUGAACAAUUCAGAGCUGGCCCAGGUUCCUAUAACAUAAUGCCUAUCAAGAGAAAAGAAUUUGAAAACCAACCACCAUUCUGGGUUGGUGCUAAAAGAUUUGACAAGAAGGCAUUGCGUCUCUUCUUUGGAAGUGCUAACCCAGUUGGAGUUGGUCGAUAUGAUGCCACUAAGCAUGAAAAGUAUCCAAAGAAGAUCAGAUAUCGUUCACUUUAUAUGAAUGAAGCACGGCGUUACCUUAGUAAUCUGGAGAGAGACAAAUACUUGCAGGCACGGAUCACCCCUGUUAACAAAGGCCACUGGGAGAAUUCAGCAUCUUAAGCAGCCAUUGUUUCUUCUCAAACAUUCAAGCUGCAUUCCUAGUUAAUUUUCAUGGUAUUCUGCCCACAUGACUGAAUCAAGAAGAUACCUCAACAUUUGCUGCAAAUACCUUGUUUCACAGUUGCAAUAAUCUCUUGGUAAUUAUGUUAAUCAUUUACAUCAUUUUCCCACUAAAAAUCAAGUUGUUUGGUGGAAUUUGGUAAAUGUAUGUGUUUUGUUUCUAAAGCCAGUCUGCUGCCUAAACUUACAUCAACAAUAAAACUGCUGACACAGUGUCUUUAAAAAUGGAUAUUAAAAAACACAUCCUAAAAAUAUAAAGAGAAUGUCUACUGGAUUCCAGGAUAAACGGGCUGUUUAGGCAGCCAAUAGGAACUUGUUCCUUCCAAUGUUCCUCAUACAAGUCCCUAUGAAGCAGGAGAAUGGAAGAAAGUAAAUAAAUCUUGAUCUGCACUAGUUUUCUAAUAUGGCAAAGGGUGCUUUUAUCCCUUCAAAGCAAAUCACGUUUUCUUAUUAGAUGUACAACAAAUAUUUUUAAUUCAAAAAAUAAAACCACCACAAUUUUAUUCAGUCACAUCAAAAUAGC